AUGCGCGCGCGCAACAGCAAGCGACUCAUACGCAUGCGCCAACACUAUGAAGCGCAAACUGAGUUCUCCCCGGCAGCAAAACCGGACGGGCCCAGCUGUUGCGAAGAGACCGGAGCUGCCACUGGACCGAUGGCCGAGAUUUCCGGGCAUGUGGAUGAGGAGGCGGAUAUUCGAGAUCCAUUUCAAGAACGAGUACCUUGGUUCCGUCUCAUUGGACGUUCCUUCGUCUAUUUGAGUAACUUAUACUUUGGCACCGCCCUUGUUCAACGUGUCGCGAUUGUGGAUGAGCACAGUCGGGUUUGUGGUUUCAUUCGCAUUGCUGUGGAACCGGUCCUGAUGACUGGCAACGGUGAAAGCGUAAAGACUGAGGAAGAGGUAGGCACGAAUCCAGUGCCCGUUCGACUGCAGUUCGAUAACAAGACGUAUGUGGAAACGUGUCUUUCCUCUUAUCUGGACAAUUAUUUUCGCGCCCUGAGUGAGAUGGAGGUCGCGGAACCGACGACAGAACAGGAUGAUGAAAACCAGCCAGUGAUGACAGAUCCCAUCGAAACGGAUCUGACCACACCUCGGCCUGGGCUUGUUAGAAAUGCGGAUCCCGAUCACCUAGACCAGAAUCGAUUUUUCUCUCAAGCAACACUCACUGAAAAUCAAACACAUUACGAGAGUGUACUUCGUGAACAACUUGGUAAUCAGUUGGAUCAGAUCCCCGCGGAGAUGGAACCGGGAAAGGAGUUCACAUUCCGCGUCACGGUGCUGCAAUUCCUCGGAGUGCAGUCCGGAUUCACUGACGUGUUUUGCCAGUAUCAGCGAUUCCGUACUUUAGUACCGCCAACACUACCCAUAUCCUCACCUGUGCCUCCCAUGAAAUUGAGCAAUAUGGACGCGUUAAACAGUUCCACUUUGGUUCGCCGUGAAGACGUCCUUGUUUGGUUUGAAAUUCUGGAACUGGAUGCAAACGGCGAUUACUCUCCCGUCCCUGUUGAUCGAUUGGACGAGGCUCCGUGCCAGGGUGUGUUUCUUAUACACCAGGGCUUGCAGAGACGUCUGGCAAUCACGCUCAUUCAUGAACCAUACCCGACGGGCACGGAGCAGUUGUUAUGCAACACACCAAGCCUGUUGUUUUUGGACGUGCACGAAGUGGUCGUGGGUCGGGUACGAGAGACACCGGAAUGGCUUGAUUCCGAUGGCAAUACUAGAAUUUUGUCAUUAUCGUUGCUACCGGCACGCUAUUUCCCUCAAGCUGGUGAUGAUCGGGUGUUCUUCCGUUUUGAGGCCGCAUGGGACAGUUCGUUGCACGCGUCCCCGCUGUUAAAUCGGGUGACCCCGUCGGGACAACGCGUAUACAUGACAAUGUCGUGCUACUUGGAUGUGGAAGGUUGUACACGUCCAGUGUGCCUGACCAAAGAUCUGGCCAUGAUGGUGUUUCCACGCGAGUCCAAAUUAUCUGUACCGAGGUCUUUGCGUUCAUUGUGGAGCUCCUUCUGUCGUGUGAACGAACUGAACCGAGUUACCGGUGUGUACGAUUUACAACUACGUUUACUAGUCGGUCAUGUCCCUUUGGAAGUCAACGGUGCGUUUCAUGAUCUAAAGGAUAGUUCGGAAUGCGCGAGUUCAAUCGGGAUGGACGAAAAAGAGGGAAUUCGUGUGGUCCCGUGA
Messenger RNA from Echinostoma caproni, 1656 nucleotides. The record is from the annotation of a GenBank genome assembly. NCBI's taxonomy places the organism in Eukaryota, Metazoa, Platyhelminthes, Trematoda, Plagiorchiida, Echinostomatidae.